AUAACGUAGGCUCAUCGUGGUGUGGUGAAUGGAUCAAGGGAGAGGAAAGGCCGUACUGAUUCAUCUAUUCUGCUUGCUUCUUCUCAUCUUUCUAUCUUCCGCAUUCGGAGAUGACGGCGAACAAGGCCGCCGUCGGACGAAGAACCCUAACGUGGAGGAGGUUCUUCAAAAGAGGCCGCCGUCUCUUUUGGAGAUGCUGCUGAACCCCGCCAAGUUCACGACGGCUCCUCCUGCCGCUGCCGAUGCGAGCUUCCGGGACAAGGUUAAAGCGCUCGCCAACCUUCUCCAGGCUUACUUAUUUCCUCCCAAUCUGGAUUUUAGGGGAAGUGAUGAAGUGGAGGAGACGAGCAGCGGCAGCAGAGGGGAAAAGGUGAAGGAGGCUGUGGCGAAGAGCUUGGGAAAGACGAGAGCUGCGGUUGAAGAUUCGGCGAGAUCUGCCGCGAAGUUAGCCGGCGACAGUCUGCACAAACUAAUGAACAAGGAAGGCGGAGCAAGAGGCGGUGUGACAAAAAAGUAGCACAAGGAGGCUCAUCAGCAGGAGCUAGCUAGCUCCAUCCAAAUAUGCAUAAUAAUAAUAAUAAUAAUAAUAAUAAUAAUACAAUGAUACACAUCAUAACACACACACACACACACACGCUAGAUAUCCUUUUUUAUAUGGUUGGUGCGUAAUAUAUAAGAAGCUGCGUCUUUAUAGAGAUGAGAUAGAUCCAUUCGUUUUGCUCUCCUCUCCUCUUUCUAUCGUUGCAGUGCAGUAGUCUAUCUGUAUGUAAUUUGUCAAAGCUUUCUCCGUUUGUACGAUGUGUUUGUUUUUGAAAAUAUAUUGAGAGAGAUGGAACUUUCCCAAGACCGACCGACCGACCGACCUUUAUCAGAAAGAAAUCUGAUGAUGUAAUAAAAAUAAUAAAUAACGUUGAUGUUGACCAAGUGUUGAAAUGGAACGGUUAGUGUCUUCAACAAUAGAGACAAUAAUUGAUCUCCUCCUAUUUUAUCACAAGACCUACCACAGCUGUCUACGUAUAUCCAUCUCAUAUAAUCGGUUGGUCAUGGAUAUGCCUACUUUGGGAUCCCUCCUUGUGGGGGGUACCGCAAGAGAGAUAAUUAUGAUUUUUAGGAGAUAAAUUUAAAUUUGAUUUACAGUGAAUAUUGUAAAAAAUGAAUUCGAUAAUUUAGGUCGUCCAUCACUCUUUUGACUAUUGGAACAACCCUAGCUAGGAGACUAGAGAUAUG
This is a messenger RNA of Diospyros lotus (date-plum), 1227 nucleotides long. RefSeq lists its product as uncharacterized. The transcript is spliced from 2 exons. NCBI's taxonomy places the organism in Eukaryota, Viridiplantae, Streptophyta, Magnoliopsida, Ericales, Ebenaceae. The record is from RefSeq and is a predicted model, not a curated record. Bases 29 to 517 code for a protein of 162 amino acids.